AUGCGUUUCCAANAGAUUGCUCCUUUUGCUCUUGCAGCAGCUGUUGCCUCAGCACAGAACACCACAGAAGGUGGUAACCUCACCACUGGCGGAAACAUCACCUCGUCGACCAAUGGCACAGUCCCGUUGGCUAACCAGCAGCUCAACUCGUUCUGGACUCUGCUUCAGCAGUUCGGAUUGUUGGGUAGCUUCAGCAACAUGAGAAACAUUACCCUGCUUGCACCUAGCAACGAAGCUCUGGCUCGUUUGAACACUUCCGGUGUUGCUGUCACCUCUGAGUACGUCCAAGCACUGAUUGAAUACCACACUCUGAAUGGUACUAUCCUUGCUUCUGACCUCAACAACGUCACAUCUGCCUUCCCUCACACCCACCUGACCAACCCCGCCUACUCCAAUGUCACUGGAGGACAAGUCGUGGAGGCUGUGUUGGUCAACAAGACAGCAUACUUCUUUAGUGGACUCCNNAAGAAUAACGUUUCGGCCACAACCACAAACCUGAACUUCACCGGUGGUGUCAUUCACAUCGUUGACGGCACUCUUACUAUCCCCGGAAAUCUCUCCUCAACCCUUACCAACUCGAACCUGACAGCACUCUCUGGUGCAGCUCAGCAGCUGAACUUGACAUCGACUCUGAGCAGUCUCCACGACGUCACCAUCUUUGCCCCAAACAACGAGGCUUUCCAGGCUGUUGGUGAUGCCUUGGCCAAUGCUUCCAUGUCUGAGCUCACCUCAGUCCUGGGUUACCACGUUGUGAACAACAGCGUUCUCUACAGUUCCGACAUCAUGAACGGUACUACCCAGGUUCCCACAUUCAUCGGCCGCAACCUCACCCUCCAGAACAUCAACGGCAGUCUUUACGUCAACAGCGCCAAGGUCGUUACCCCCGAUGUCCUGUUCAGCGGCGGUGUCAUUCAGGUCAUUGACGAAGUCCUCAACCCCAACAACACCCUCGCCCACAACGCUUCCAUGACUGCCUCAGGCUCAAAGUCAAGUACUUCUCAAGCCUUCGCUGGUGUCACCACUAGAGCUUCGAACGUGCCCUUCACUUCAGGCCAGGCCACACCUACCACAUCCAAUGCUGCACAGAAGAGCGCUACCACUGGUGCCCUGAGCAGUUCGACUGGUGCUGCUAACGCCUUCGCCACCGGCGCCAUCGGUGCUGCUGCCCUGUUCGGUGGUAUUGGUGCCGCCUUUGCCGCCUUCUAG
Molecule: messenger RNA, 1206 nt
Organism: Aureobasidium musti
Lineage: Eukaryota; Fungi; Ascomycota; Dothideomycetes; Dothideales; Saccotheciaceae
Source: the annotation of a GenBank genome assembly